UUUUUUGGUUGUUUUUUUUAGUACCAGUUCUGCAUCUUUUAAGUUGCUACGACUUUAACCGUCCUUAUCUGCAGCGCCUGAGAGGAAUCUGUGCCAUUAUGGAGACAAAGUUGCUAAGAAGAGACGUUGAGAUCCUCCUGGAGGAAUACAUCGGACAGAAGCUGAGAGAGAAUUCCUUUGACCCCACUGGGAAAGGAUCCUCCACAAUGCUGGACGACCUGGCCCACUAUGACCUCGCCAUCAGCGUUGCUGCUUUUCGGACGGCGAAGGACCGGGGGAGUAAAUCACAUGAUGGAGACCUCACCGGGUGGGGCCGCAUGCCAGCAAGCACCGCCAUGUAUCGCAAUCGCUUGCAGCGGGAGGCCAUGAUCUUAUCAUCCUUUGCGGGCAUCGUCAUGAGCAGCCUGCCAGUGGAGGAGAUCUUGGCUUUGUACAAGUGCAAACCAGCUGCCUCGUACCCUGACGUGCACUCCAAGGCCUCAAUCGUGUGUCCCUUCACGCUCUCCUGCCACCCACUGGCCAUGCUGAGUUCCUACAAGGCCGUGCAACACUCCAGGAAACACAAUGAAACGUUGAAACGACGGCUGUUUGAGAGGACAAAGUCCGGCGCCCCCUGCAGACCACGUCAAGCGCCGUCGUCCUCGUCCUUCCUCUCCUCUUCCUCCCUCACCUUCCUCAGCGCCAGCAGUGACGGUCAUGAGGACAGCUGAGGGGGGGCCCACCACUGAUAGCUGAGGGGGGGGGCUCACCACUGACAGCUGAGGGGGGGCCCACCGCUGACACCAGCUUGUCAUCAGUAGACUGAUCAGGAUACAUUACUCUAGCUCCAUUUAAAACGUCGCCAUAGAAAGGAUUCCAUUCAAGCAAACAAAAGGGACGCGGCAGUUCUUUCUAGAAGCUGCACAAUGUUGCCCAGAGGACGAAGAAGACUC
This is a messenger RNA of Entelurus aequoreus (snake pipefish), 932 nucleotides long. RefSeq lists its product as uncharacterized. The record is from RefSeq and is a predicted model, not a curated record. Lineage: Eukaryota; Metazoa; Chordata; Actinopteri; Syngnathiformes; Syngnathidae. The coding region runs from base 99 to 710 and encodes 203 amino acids. The transcript is spliced from 9 exons.